Centrocercus urophasianus (Greater sage-grouse) is the source of this 1848-nucleotide messenger RNA. It is a transcript of the gene MATN4, whose product is annotated as matrilin 4. Lineage: Eukaryota; Metazoa; Chordata; Aves; Galliformes; Phasianidae. Gene Ontology annotation, molecular function: calcium ion binding. The coding region runs from base 80 to 1822 and encodes 580 amino acids. The transcript is spliced from 10 exons. The record is from RefSeq and is a predicted model, not a curated record.
CCUACCUGAGCCAGCAGCGCGGCGGGGAGCGGCUCCGCGGCCGGUACGGUGAGUGCCCAGCUCUGCUCCCACAGCAACGAUGAAACUCCUGCCGCUUGCUGCGUUCCUCCUGCUCGUCUUGACGGCGCUGGAAGCCAGACCAAAGCCUUCAGCCCUGAAGUGCAGGACGGGUCCCCUGGACAUUGUCUUUGUGAUCGACAGCUCCCGCAGUGUGCGUCCCUUUGAGUUUGAGACCAUGCGGCGCUUCAUGAUCGACAUCAUUGGCAACCUGGACGUGGGUCCCAACGCCACGCGGGUUGGGGUGAUCCAAUACUCCAGCCAGGUGCAGAACAUCUUCUCCCUCAAGACCUUCUUCACGCGGGCAGAGAUGGAGAGAGCCAUCAACGGCAUCGUACCGCUGGCCCAGGGCACCAUGACGGGGUUGGCCAUCCAGUACGCCAUGAACGUGGCCUUCACCGUGCAGGAGGGCGCACGCCCACCCCACAAGAAAAUCCCCCGCAUCGCCAUCAUCGUGACGGAUGGACGGCCCCAGGACCGCGUCUCUGAGGUGGCCGCCCAUGCACGGAACGCCGGCAUUGAGAUCUACGCCGUGGGCAUCCAGCGGGCUGACAUGAACUCGCUGCGGGCCAUGGCCUCACCACCACUGGAGGAGCACGUCUUCCUGGUGGAGUCCUUCGAGCUGAUCCAGCAGUUUGGGAAGCAGUUCCAGGACAAGCUGUGCGCCAUCGACGCAUGUGCUGAUGGCAGGCAUGGCUGUGAGCACCACUGCAUCAGCACCCGGGGGACGUACUCAUGCCGCUGCCGCACCGGGUAUCAUCUCAACCAGGACAAGAGGAGCUGCACAAUGAUUGAUUACUGCAGCUUUGGCAACCACAGCUGCCAGCACGACUGUGUGAGCAUCCCUGCCGGGCACCGCUGCCGCUGCCGCGAUGGCUUCAUGCUGCAGCACGACGGCAAGUCCUGCCGCGCCAUUGACCUCUGCAACGGGGUGGAUCACGGCUGCGAGUUCAAGUGUGUGAGCAGUGAAGGUUCGUUCCAUUGCGUGUGCCCUGAGGGCCAGCAGCUCCAUGCUGAUGGGAAGACAUGCAACAAGUGUGGGGCCGGGCACGUUGACCUAGUGAUGGUGAUCGAUGGCUCCAAGAGUGUCCGGCCCCACAACUUUGAGCUGGUGAAGCAGUUUGUGAACCGCAUUGUGGAUCUACUGGAAGUGUCCCCUGAUGGCACACGUGUGGGGCUGGUGCAGUACUCCAGCCGUGUCCGCACUGAGUUCCCCCUCAACAAGUACCACAGUGCAGAGGAGAUCAAGGAGGCGGUGAUGAAGAUGGAGUACAUGGAGAAGGGCACCAUGACAGGCUUGGCCCUCAAGCACAUGGUAGAGCACAGCUUCUCUGAACUGGAAGGGGCCAGGCCACUCUCCUACAACGUGCCCAGGAUCGGGCUCGUCUUCACAGAUGGACGCUCCCAGGAUGACAUCUCAGAGUGGGCACAGAGAGCUAAAGAGUCAGGUAUUGUCAUGUUUGCUGUGGGUGUCGGCAAGGCAGUGGAAGAGGAACUGAGAGCCAUCGCCUCUGAGCCGGUGGAGCAGCACUUCUCCUACUCGGCAGACUUCACCACCAUGACCAACCUCGUGGAGAACUUCAAGCUGAACAUCUGCCCAGAGGAGGGCAGAGGGGAGACGGAGAUCCGCAGCCCAUGUGAGUGCGAGGCGCUGGUGCAGUUCCAGACAAACACCGUGGCCAUCCUGCAGAGCUUGACUGAGAGAAUUGCUCAGAUGACAGCCAGACUGGAAGCCCUGGAGAAGCAGAUUGCCCUCAAGAAGUGAUCCUUGCAGCAGGUCACAGGGCUCAG